CUAGCACGUGCGUUGUUUGAGCUAAAGAACUGGCACGAAAACAAGAACCAACCACAAAGCGCCAUCUCAGAGCGAUGGCGUUCACUACUCGUGCGGCGUUCCGCGGUCUGCGGAGCAGGGGCGGCUCCACUAACGCCCGCGCCGCCAGUCUUCUGACCACUGCCUCGCGCAGCGUGCACAGCGCGUCCGCCGUCCGGUACCAGGCGGCAAAGGUCUCACCGGCGGAACUGACCAAAAUUUUGUCGGAGAGGAUCGAAAAAUUCUCGGAUGCGGCCAACGUCGAAGAAGUUGGAAGGGUGCUGAACGUAGGGGACGGAAUUGCCCGGGUGUACGGCUUGAAGAAUGUCAAGGCAGGUAUAAAAAAAUGGAAAAUUAGGAACCCGGCCGUGCCUGUGCCUCCUCCUGCGAGGAAUUUUUAUUACUACCAGCGUUUAGAAGUGGUAGACAGACUCCUUGUUUUCGUUUUAUUUUUCCAUUCUCGACUCUAUCUCCAUCUCGUUGUCGUCUCUGGAUCAUCUGCAAUAAUAAACCGGAUGCGGAUUGUAUGUGUGUAUCUACAGUUCCAAAAGAAAUCCAAACCCGUGUACUCCCAGGUGAGAUGGUUCAGUUUGCCUCGGGUGUGAAGGGCAUGGCGUUGAACCUGGAAACUGACAACGUUGGUGUCGUGAUCUUCGGCGACGAUCGCGGCAUUUCAGAGGGCGACUCCUGUGCGCGAACAAAAGAGAUCGUGGAUGUGCCGAUAGGGCCCGAAUUGCUCGGAAGGGUUGUGGAUGCUUUGGGUACUACGUAUGUUUAUUUUCUCGUGGUUGUUUUGCGAGCGCAGAACGCGGGUUUAGAUUUACGAAUUCCGACGUAUAUUUACACCUAAAAAUAUUCUUUCUACCCCUCGUCCGGAUGAUGUUACUCGCAGCGACUUGAUCAAUUGGAAUAUGAAAUAAAUUUCAAUAGGUAACCCCAUCGACGGCAAGGGUCCGAUUGCAGCAAAGCAGAGAAGACGAGUCGAAAUCAAGGCACCGGGGAUUUUGCCACGACAAUCCGUCUACGAGCCCAUGAGCACAGGUUCAAUUUCUGAUGGUUCUGGUGGAUGACUACAAUGAAUUACUGGCGCUUGUUGGGCAUGUCUCGACGCACUUGAUGUUGCAUGAAACAGUACAACUGUCAGCGUAGUUUCGUCAUAUAUUUCAGUUACCUUGCAUCGGCAACGGCAUCGCAACACGGGCACUAUCAAUCUCCUAAAAAAGGUAUCAAAUCCGUGGACGCGCUAAUCCCAAUCGGGCGAGGCCAGCGUGAGUUGAUUAUUGGCGAUCGGCAAACCGGCAAAACGUCUAUUGCGCAGGACACAAUUAUCAACCAGAAGGAAAUCAACGCCGGACCGGACCCGAAGAAGCAUUUGAAGUGCAUCUACGUGGCCGUGGGACAGAAGCGGUAGAACAACUUAAUGACUUUGUCAUGCUGUUUUACCUUGAGAUGGAAGGAUAUCGAUAUUUGUAUUGCAUGACUACCAUUAUUUCGAGGCGAGUACGUUACUUUUGCAAUGGAUAACAUCAGAUCCACCGUCGCGCAGCUGUACAAAACUCUGGAGAAAUAUGGCUGCCUCCACUACACCUGCAUCGUCGCGGCCACCGCCUCCGACGCCGCUCCGCUGCAGUACCUCGCGCCUUUUUCUGGCUGCGCGAUCGGGGAGUACUUUCGCGACAACGGGGAGCACUCAGUCAUCAUCUACGAUGAUUUGUCAAAGCAGGCCGUGGCCUACCGUCAAAUGAGUCUGCUGCUGCGCAGGCCGCCGGGUAUAAGACAUUACAUAUACACUGGGCGUUGGUUUUAUUGUUCCAGAAACUCCUGAAGUAAGAACCGAAUGAAUAGAAAAAAGAUAUAAACCCAAUGCUUUCUCCCCAGGAAAAAAUAUUUGAGAGGAGGAUAAAGAGGAUCUUGGUGCUUGCAGGAGCUUCCGAUGAUCUCAUGACAGCCCGCCACAAAACUUGCAUGUUGUUCACUGGCGAGUAUUUGCUGUCGAAAUAAACAAUUUCCAGGUCGUGAGGCGUAUCCGGGUGACGUGUUUUACCUGCAUUCCCGCUUGCUGGAGCGCGCGGCGAAGAUGAACGAGAAGACCCACGGUGGCGGCACCCUGACCGCACUCCCGGUGAUCGAGACCCAGGCCGGGGAUGUGUCCGCCUACAUCUAUCAACAGCAAAUAUGUCUGGCGCUGGAAGAAUGCCAGACUUGUCAUGCAGGUUUUCCAUGAUCCAUAAGGUCUGGCAUCUAGGACAUAGCAUGACAGAUUCUGUGAUAGUUCUAUGAUGCCUAUUCUGCAUGAGAGACUGCGUCUCGAUUAGGUCACAAGUGGACAGCUUUUGGCAAUCACGCAACACAGAUUUUUACAUGAUUCAGAUUUAGCAUGACAGGUUCCAACCUUCCAGACCCAGGCAUAUUUGCAAUGCAUAACAUCCCGACCAACGUGAUUUCGAUCACGGACGGACAGAUCUUCCUGCAAACCGAGCUGUUCCACAAGGGGCAGCGACCAGCCGUGGAUGUCGGUCUCUCCGUGUCGCGGGUAGGAAAGGCCGCGCAAACCAAGGCCAUGAAGGAAGUCACAGGUAUAAGUAGUACUUUUUGGUAGACCUGCACCGGUGCGACCUGAUCGUCGUCAUCGACGAGUUUGCAACCUGAUGAAAAUGCGAUGGAGUCUGAGUCAAUAGAUAAACCUACUUUCUUCUUGAUUGGUUCUUUCCACCACGUACGACAUCAAGAACUACAAAUACCUAUCGUGUGUCAGGUUCUAUGAAGCUGGAGUUGGCCCAAUUCCGUGAAGUCGCCGCCUUCGCGCAGUUCGGUAGUGAUUUGGAUGCCGCCACGCAGCAGCAGCUCUUGCGAGGAAGCGUGUUGAUGGAACUGCUGAAGCAGAAGCUCUUCGUUCCUAUGGAGCUGCCGGAUAUGGUACAGCUUACAUUUUUCUCGUUUGCUUCUUGCAUUUGCAUGAGCAACCGCGGUGGAGCAUGGAUGUUGACAGAAAAAGAUGAAAUGCGUUUGAUCUUCCGAGCCUACCUUGAGCGAGUAAAACACAAAUUCCACCAAACCCUUGCAGACCCUGUCCCUGUUCUCCGGUUCCCAGGGGUACCUCGACAAAGUCCCGCUGAAGGACAUCCAGCGCUUCGAGAAGGAGUGGACGCAAUACAUGCGGUCCACGCAUAUGCAAAACAAAAAUAAAACUGCCGCACCGCACACACACGAAAUGCAGCACAAGAAGCUCUGCCUAGCUGGAAAAUGUAAAUGAUAAACUUGUAGUAUAUGUUGAAUGGGUAUGGGGUACGGAUAGUACAACUAGGGUAGGAGACGGCGCAUGUGAAGAUGCAUGGUCACCAGCUGCAUUUCUUUUACGUGUGCUGCAGUUAUUAAUUAACCUCGUGUAUAACACACGCCGACAUCGUGGAAGACAUCAAAAAGACCGGGCAGUUUUCCAAGGAAACCUCGGAUAAGGUGCACGCGGCCAUCCAGACCUUCCUUCAGGAAACCGACUUUGAAGUGAAAGCGGCAGCGUAAAAAGGAGAAAUAACGGGUGGAUUUGAGGCAAGUAGUAGAGGAGAAUGUGACUGAAAGUACAAUGGCCUACUGCUCCAUGGAGCGAAGAUUGUGAUUGUCCUCGUGUAGGUGUACUAGCAAAAAUGAUAAAAACAGUACGAUAUGGAAGAUGAAAAUCUUCUCUAUCAUGCACGCGGCAAGAACGAGGUCGUGCUCUUCGAAGUCUGGGCUGUAGGACCGUGCGACCGCUACUUCCGCUAUGUAAUAUAAAAAGCAUAUCUUUAUUGGCUCUUGUUCGGGCGUGGGAUUUUUAACAGGGACUUCUAAAACGCUGCCGUUGCUGUAAACAGAAAUAAACUUGAAGUUGAUCUUCAAAAAUUUUCCGAAAUACUUUUAUGAUUUCUUUGCUACCCGUCAAAAAAAUAAAUUCCCUUUCUAUCAACAGCAGCAGCAGCGGCACCGGAUAUUGAAGAUUGCAUUUCUUUUUAGUAAAACAUCCGUAGAAAUCGUGCAACUGCUUCGCAAAAAGGAGAGCAGCAAUAAUCUUCGCAUAGUCUUCUUUUUCAAGUAAAAACGCUAUGCAAGGACGUGGAAACUUCAUCCUCCUGCACGGACUUUUUGUCCUUCACUAACUGCGAAGCACAUGUUUUGUUCUUUGAAGUUUUUUCGUAAAGGAAAAAAAGCAAUAAUUCCUGGCUGCAACAAAAGGAAACC
This is a messenger RNA of Amoebophrya sp. A120, 4230 nucleotides long. NCBI's taxonomy places the organism in Eukaryota, Dinophyceae, Syndiniales, Amoebophryaceae. The record is from the annotation of a GenBank genome assembly.